Molecule: messenger RNA, 585 nt
Organism: Hydra vulgaris (swiftwater hydra)
Lineage: Eukaryota; Metazoa; Cnidaria; Hydrozoa; Anthoathecata; Hydridae
Source: RefSeq, a predicted model, not a curated record
AUGAAAGGAGCUGGAAAGUCGCUUGAAAGCAAACAGUACAAUCAAUUAACAGAAUCAGACUAUCUUUCAAGAAGAACAGCAAUACUGGCAAUCAUGGAGUUAUUGGCAAAGUUUGAUAGUAUCAUGCAGGAGCAUGUUCGUCGAAUAACCAACAAUCAAUUGCCAAAUCAUUAUUUAAGCAACAGGAUUCAAAAUGAGCUAAUUAUACUUAUGUCGAGAAAAAUACAAACUGAAAUUAUUUAUUGUCUAAAGGUGGCAAAAUAUUUUGUCCCCAUAUUGGAUUGCACUCCAGACUUUGCCCAUAAAGAGCAAAUGACUGUAGUGGUACGUUUUGUCGAAACUUCAGAAAGUUUCGCAACAAUUAAAAAAUAUAUUUUGGAUUUCCUGGUAGCUGAAGAUCAAACAGGUAAACAAAUUACAAAACUAUUUACUACUUUUCUGACUAAAAACAGCAUAAAUAUUGAUGACUGCAGAGAACAAGGAUAUGACAAUAGAAGCAACAUGAAAGGUUGCAUCAAACGAGUGCAAACACGAAUUCCGGAACAUAACCUUUUGUCUUUCUUCUCUCCAUGUGGUGCCCACUAA